Messenger RNA from Stomoxys calcitrans (stable fly), 2541 nucleotides. RefSeq lists its product as uncharacterized. The record is from RefSeq and is a predicted model, not a curated record. The coding region runs from base 136 to 2304 and encodes 722 amino acids. Lineage: Eukaryota; Metazoa; Arthropoda; Insecta; Diptera; Muscidae. The transcript is spliced from 2 exons.
AAGCACCGUAGCAUGUAGAAGAUUCUCCUUUUUUUGCGUUACUUUUCCCAAACAACAAAUUCUCCUAAAAUGUUAUCGUUGUCUUAUUAAAACAUCCCAAAAUAAAAGCAACAAAAUAAGUUAAUUGUAUUUAGAAUGAGGAUAUACGCUAAAACUAAAAGUGGAGGUGAUGUGAACAUGAGCUAUGAAGGCAAAUAUUUGCUGGAUCCUCGUUACAUGACCAAAAGAGAUCUACAAUUUUACUAUCGUUAUUACAAUAUGACAAAGAAGCGAAAACACUGCAAAAAGAUCAUUUUUGUUGUUUUAUGCAUUUGUGUCUUUUCGUACAUAUUCAUCGAUUUUAAUCUUAAGACCAAACUGAUAAAUCUAAGAGAUCGCUUCGAGUUCAUAGCCCGCAUUGAUGCAGACUACAACAUAACACAGGCGUACUUUAUAGAUUUGCCUGGGUGUCGGAUGCCCUACUUUCCCGUAACCGAUGACAAUAUAAUACAAUUCAUGUAUAGACCUAGAAACUUCACCUGUAAGAAAGCUUUAAUUCGCACCACAGGCACCAAUGCACUGGAGCUAAAUAUAGAUGAGAAGGACAUGAGAGAGCUAUACGAUAUAAACGAUUUGAACGAAAUUACCUGCAACUACAGCGAAGUUGUGAGAGUUAACGACCAACGUAAUAGGUAUUUGGAUGCCGUGCCAUUCAAAUUGGAAUUUAAUAAGAGUACAACGCUGGAAGCCAACAUUGAGUUUGUAAUGGUUGAAUGCUGGAAUAAGCAGAUACAAAGUUUUUAUAAAGAUUUCUUUUUCUUUGUGCUGUAUACAAAAAGAGCUACUGAAAUGCCCCCAUACGGAAUCACACAAAAUCCAAAGGAAACCAUCUCUUCCUCCUCGAAAGAAGAUCAAACUAAGGCUCCUGUGCAGCAAGAGAGGGGAAUAGAUGAACCAAUUUCCGUCAUGCUAUUGGGUAUCGAUAGUGUGUCACAUCUUAAUUUCUUGAGGCAAAUGCAUUCUAGCGCUUCGUAUAUACACCGCAAGCUUAACUAUGUAGAGCUUUGGGGCUAUAAUAAAGUAGGUGACAACACGUACCCGAAUCUUAUUCCGGCGCUAAGUGGAUUUGAUGCUGAAGAACUAGACAUAUCCUGUCUGGGCUCGCCUAAGGUUCCCAACCGUAUAUACGACAAGUGCUCCCUUAUAUGGAAACGUUUCAAAGAUGCUGGAUUCAAGACAAUUUAUGGCGAAGAUGUUGGUUAUCUUAGUCUUUUUAAUCGGCAGCAAGCAGGAUUUAAGAAAAAGCCCACCGAUUAUUACUUGCGUCCCCUGCUGAUGGAAAUGGAACGCUACAUAAGCAGUGAAAAGACAGUGAACGUGGCGCUCUGCAUGGGCGGACGGCGCACUGUUGAUAUUUUACUGGAAUAUAUUCGGAAUUUGUUGCCGCUCAUGAAAAACGAAAAGUUUUUCGCAUUUUUUUGGGCUGUCACGAUGACUCACGAUCUAUUUAAUAUGCCAAUGUUGCUCGAUGAGGACAUAAAAAAUUUACUAGCGACGUUUGACUUACAAGGAGUCCUCAAUCGCACUAUUGUAUUUUUAAUGAGUGACCAUGGAAUUCGUUGGGGCUCGUUUCGCAAAACAUAUCAAGGUAUGAUGGAAGAACGCCUGCCCCUAUUAAUAGCCUUAUAUCCUUCGUGGUUCAAACAAAAAUAUCCUGAAGCAAUAACCAAUUUGGAAUUGAACGCCAAACGUUUAACGACACCCUUUGAUUUGCAUGCCACCAUGUUGGAUCUUCUGGAUUUACGACAAAUCGAGAAAAGUCGCAUCAAAAAGCGCACAGUGGAACUCAACGACCCCGAAACAAGUACUUUUCGAAGCAUAAGUCUCUUUCUUCCCAUACCGAUUAACCGAACAUGUGAACAGGCCGGAAUUGCUUCGCAUUGGUGUAGUUGCCACCAGCGACAAGAAUUACCCACCAACGAUGGUCGGGUCCAGCGAGCCGCCCGUUAUAUCGUCAAAUUGAUAAAUGAUCGCCUGAAAGAUCAUCCUCAGUGUCGAGUGUUGUACUUGAAUUCUAUUAUGGACGCCACUGUGGCACAGCCACACCACAAAAUAGUCAAAGAACUGGGCAUUAGUGACUACUCCAUCGACAUUACUUUGCGUCUGCAGACAAAACCCGGCCUCGGCCUCUUCGAGUCCACCGUCCGGAUGUCCACUUACGGCACAGCAUUGACCGGCACCAUUAGCCGAAUUAACCUAUACAGUAGCCAGAGUUAUUGCAUCGAUGACUACGCCUUAAAAAUGUUUUGUUACUGUCACAGAUAGACAUUCAAGAACGUGUUCAUCCGUACAUAGAAGGCCAUCGGUCAUGUGCCAUCAUUAGUUACUCUUUGGCCCAAAUUGGGUUUAAUCGAUCGAUUAAUUAUUAUUGACACUAAUUAUUGACUUAGUUUUAAUCAAAAAUGACGACUUUUCCAACAGCAAAAAUGUACUGAAGCCUUAAUAUUAUUUAUUUAGUUAAACAAAAACAAAAAAAAAUAAAACAAAAAUGUGAUUCAAACA